Molecule: messenger RNA, 3360 nt
Organism: Penicillium subrubescens
Lineage: Eukaryota; Fungi; Ascomycota; Eurotiomycetes; Eurotiales; Aspergillaceae
Product: ubiquitin-specific protease UBP15
Exons: 11
Coding region: 1-3360 (1119 amino acids)
Biological process (GO): regulation of protein stability; protein deubiquitination
Cellular component (GO): cytosol; nucleus
Molecular function (GO): cysteine-type endopeptidase activity; protein binding; cysteine-type deubiquitinase activity
Source: RefSeq, a predicted model, not a curated record
AUGGAAAACCUCGCGGAGAACGAGAUGCUUGUCGACGACUAUGAUCAAUAUUCCAAUGAGAAGACAGAUGUCGUCGUCGUCUCCCGCUCCGGCUCCGAUGAGCCCGAGCCUGCGCUGUCCGCCGCUGACCAUGCGGCAAUGAUGGCGCGAGUCCUCCCCAAGAACCCCGAUCUUGAGACCCUUGAGGAGGUGCACAACACAUGGCACAUCGAAAACUGGAGGAAGAUGGAUAAGAAGUCGCACGGCCCGGCCUUCAAGUGCGGCGGGUCGCCUUGGCGUAUUCUUUUCUACCCCUACGGAAACCACUCGGAGCAUGCCUCAUUCUACCUUGAGCAUGCAUGGGAGGGUGAACCGCCAGAGAACUGGUAUGCCUGCGUACAGUUCGCAUUGGUUUUGUCCAAUGUGAAGGAUCCCUCAAUCUACGUCUCUCAUGUCGCAACCCACCGCUUCACUGCUGAUGAGGGCGACUGGGGUUUCACUCGAUUUUAUGACCUCCGAAGCCUGUUCAACGAUGCGUGGGAAGGCAAGAAUGUCCCGCUCGUUCAGGAUGAGGAGGCCAACAUUACCGCCUAUGUCCGCGUGGUCAAGGAUCCUACUGGUGUCCUCUGGCACAGCUUCCAGAACUACGACUCCAAGAAGGAGACCGGUAUGGUGGGCCUCCGCAACCAGGGUGCCACUUGCUACCUCAACUCCCUCCUGCAAUCUCUAUACUUCACCAAUGCUUUCCGCAAGGCUGUAUAUGACAUCCCUACCGAGGAGGAUGCCUCUGGCGAAAACAGUGCUUGGACUCUGCAGAGACUCUUCUACAACCUACAGACCAUGCAAAAAGCAGUGUCGACGACCGAACUGACCAAUUCCUUUGGAUGGGACUCGAGACAGGCGUUUGAGCAGCAAGAUGUUCAAGAGCUGUCACGAAAGCUUAUGGAGCGCUUGGAGGAGAAGAUGAAGGGCACCGUUGCUGAAAAGGCUCUGCCUGAAUUGUUCGUCGGAAAGACCAAGACUUAUAUCUCCUGCAUCAAUGUCGAUUACGAGUCCUCUCGUAUCGAAGACUUCUGGGAUAUUCAGUUGAACGUUCGGGGGAACAAGACCCUGGAUGACAGUUUCCGGGACUACAUUCAGGUCGAGACACUGGAAGGCGAGAACAAGUACGACGCGGGUGCUCCAUACGGUCUUCAGGAUGCCAAGAAAGGUGUCAUUUUCGAGAGCUUCCCGCCAGUCCUGCAUCUUCAUUUGAAACGAUUUGAAUACGACCUUAACGCCCUGACGAUGAUGAAGGUCAACGACCGCCACGUCUUCCCGAUGGAGUUUGAUGCCGCUCCGUAUCUCUCUGGUAAUGCUGACAUGUCGGAGUCAUGGGAGUAUGAGCUGCAUGGUGUGCUCGUCCACAGUGGUAGCUUGGAUGCUGGUCACUACUAUGCAUUCUUGAAGCCGACCAAGGAUGGACACUGGUACCGCUUUGACGAUGACCGGGUCAACCGGGUCACCGAGAAGGAGGUCCUAGAAGAAAACUAUGGAGGAGAGUACGAAUUUGCCAACGGGGCUACCGGUGUUCGUCAGCCCUAUACUCAAAAGUACUCCACCAAGCGGUCUAUGAAUGCCUACAUGUUGGUUUAUGUCCGGAAGACCCGAUCGGACAAGGUUCUUCUCCCCAUCACUAAAGAUGAUGUUCCCUCUCACAUUGAACAGCGCAUCGCCGAAGACCGAGCGGAGAUGUUGCAGAGGCAGAAGGAGAAGGAGGAGGCCCAUCUGUACAUGAACAUUGGUGUUUUGACCGAGCAAACCUUCCAGCAUCACCACGGCUUUGAUCUGACCAGUGCGGACCUCCCAGCUGAAGACCCUGCUCUCCCAGCUCAAUACCGGGUUCGCCGCAACAAGAAGGUGGGUGAGUUUGCACAGGAGAUUGCCGAAGAGCACGGUCUCAAUGUAAACUCUAUCCGAUUCUGGGUUAUGGUUAGCCGCCAAAACAAGACGACCCGACCUGACCAGGUCAUCGCCGACAAUGAAAUGACGGUCGAGGAAGCUUGCACCAAGUUCGGCACCCGCGGUAACCUCUUCCGACUCUGGAUGGAGGUCUCGCCUCUAGGCCCUGAUGGAAAGCCUCAAGAAUGGUCUGAUAAUGAGUCGGUCUUGAUUUUCCUGAAGAACUUCGACGUGGCCACGCAAAACCUGUCCGGCAUUGGCCCCGUCUAUGUUCGCAAGAACCAAAAGGUGCAAGACUUGGCGCCUAUCAUUCUUUCGAAGAUGAACUGGCCUGCUGGAACAGACUUCAUGCUGUUCGAGGAGAUUAAGCACACUAUGAUCGAUGUGAUGAAGCCCAAGCAGACCUUCCAGCAGUCGGAGAUCCAGGACGGUGAUAUCAUCACUUUCCAGCGAACGGUUAAGGACUCAGAGCUUCCUUCUACGGCGCUUUACACCGAUGCCAGACAAUACUACGAUUACCUUCUGAACCGCAUGGGCGUCACAUUUGCUCCUAUCAAGGCAGGCGACGGUGAUGAGUUCACCCUGACUCUUAGCCGGAAGAUGACCUAUGAUCAGUGGUCGAAGAAGGUGGCCGAACAUCUGAAUGUGGAGCCUACCCACCUCCGAUUUGCUCCCGUCAUGGCCAGCACCGGCAAGGCCAAGGCUUUCCUCAAGCGGACUACCACUUCUACUCUUGCUCAAAUUCUCAAUGGUCAAUAUGGUGCUUAUGGGUAUACCAUGCAUCGGUCCGAUGCUUUGUACUACGAGGUCUUGGACAUGAGCUUGAGUGACUACGAGAGCAAGAAGUCUUUCAAGGUGACGUUGCUGCCGGAAGGCAUUACGAAAGAGGAAGUCGUAGAGGUCCUGGUGGCUCGCAACGGAACCGUCUCCGAGCUCAUUGCUGCCUUGCAAAAGAAGGCGAACCUCGAUGAGAAGGUCGUUCAAGAGCUGAGGCUCUUCGAGGCGCACAGUGGCAAGUUGUACAAGGAGCUCAAGGACGACACUAAUGUGUCUGCAAUCAACGAGUACUCAACGCUUUAUGCGCCGAGGGUACCGGCCGAGGAGCUCAACAUGGAAGAUGACGACCGAUUGGUUAGCGCUUUCAACUUUGACCGGGAGCCUAACCGUACUCACGGAGUGCCGUUCAAGUUUGUUGUGAAACCGGGUGAGAUUUUCAAGGAGACCAAGGAACGCCUCUCCAAGCGUACGGGCAUCAAGGGCAAGCCAUUUGAGAAGAUCAAGUUUGCUGUCGUCCCCCGUGCUUCCUUCACUACCCCCAAGUAUCUUGACGAUGAUGAUAUUCUCUCUGAUGUGAUCGGUCCUGACGACUACCUGGGACUUGAUCAUCCCGGUAAGAGUCGUGGAUUCUGGGGUAAGAGUGAGAGCUUCUUCAUUCGAUAA